Molecule: messenger RNA, 3165 nt
Organism: Boeremia exigua
Lineage: Eukaryota; Fungi; Ascomycota; Dothideomycetes; Pleosporales; Didymellaceae
Exons: 3
Coding region: 1-3165 (1054 amino acids)
Biological process (GO): mRNA catabolic process
Cellular component (GO): P-body; exosome (RNase complex)
Molecular function (GO): RNA binding; 3'-5'-RNA exonuclease activity
Source: RefSeq, a predicted model, not a curated record
AUGCACCCACGUGCUUUGUGGGCCCCUGGUGAUGUUUACCUGCGAUGCCGGUGUAGAAUCGCUUCACAGAGCCAUCAAAAUAGCCUUUUGCAGACUUCGCGCAAUCCCAAUACUGCCAUAAGUUUUCGGCAGACUCGUCCUGGGCGCAGACUCCAUACGUCGACACCUCACCUACAAUCCUUCGUUACCCCCGUGCCCAUCGACCUCGCUGUCGAUCCCGUCUUUAUCGCCCGUCCGCCACAACUGCCCGUUCGCGACCACCUGCAGAAGUGGCAAGAACAGUAUGGAGGACCUAGCGAGGAGACGCUCUCUGCCUUUCAGAAGCAUCCAGCGAAUGGUGACAUAAUGAAUAGCUUCUCGAAAGUCUCGAGUGCAUCCGCCGUAGAAGAACAGACGGAAGGGGACAGAUGGUUUGCGGGUGAAGACGAUGACGGGGAAGAUCUGAUCACUAUCGGUCUCUUUUUGAAGCCCGGAGAUGUGGUCGAACUCUCGCAAGCUGGACGAGAGCCUGUUCUCGCCGUCUUCGUCCAGCAACUGGACAGCAACAGCCAGUUCUACACCAUCAACGGGAGAUGGGCCCACUCGAAUCUUGCCCAGAUAUCCUUUGCAAUCCCAGGCUGUGUAGAUCCUGCGCUGCUACGACCACUCUUACCGUUUCUACCUACGGAUCCUGAUAAAGCGAAUCCCAAGGGCGAAGUCCAUGUGCCAGCCAAGGUAGCUGCUCCGGUGCAACAGCUCCUUAAUAACCUGGCCGUAAUGUCUGAAGCUGUUUACCGUAAGAAUGCGCCUGUCUUGGACACCGCUUACGCUGUGCUUGCAGACAACAGCCGUGUUAGAAUGAUGACACUUGCGCAAAUUGCGAAGACCUUGCUAGCUCAAGGCGACACCAUGUGGAAGCCCUCUUCGUCAGAUCUUUUAGCAGUGAGGAAAGCUUUGAACCACAACACUUUUCGCUUCCGUUCGGAUCAGCGUAGUCAUCGUUUGACCAACGUCUUUGCCAUUCGUCCUAAAAGUGACGUACACGUCGUCGAGACCGUUCACCAAUGGAUACGUGAAUAUUUCGAGUCUCUAGCUAGGCCUGCAAGCAAUCCAAAACCCGACACGACAAGUAUGAAAGGAGUCAGAAACAUUGUGCAAUUCCUGGAAAAGGCUCGCAGGUUAAUCGCGAAGAGCAGGGAGGAUCGCGACCCUACUUCAGGUGGACUGGGACCCAGCAAAAGCCGAAACACACAUGCAUCAACUAUGGCACUGCGAGCUACCACAGGCGAAACGUUCACGAGGACCGACCAUGAAAUUAUUACAUUUCUGCAAGCCUGGGUCCUCAAUAACCAAUUUCAGAAUAUGGGUGGGCUACAUUCUGCCUGUGCUGAUCUCGUAGCGGCCACCGGAUGCUACAAACCUGGAGUCAUCCAGCAUCCAGCCGAUCAAGAUUCGCAAUCGGACCUGAUCCGUCGCGCAACAGGUCUUGUGUUCCUGCAAGAGAUUGGCGUCGUCACGCCCUACGAGAAUCGUUCAAUAUAUGACGAGCAGCUCAUGCUUCCAACAGUCCGGCGUUCACGAAACUUGGAUGCGCUCAACGAGAGAGCAAGUUUGCUACGAAUCACGCCUGACUUUAGGGACUCCAUGGCUGACAUGCGUCGAGAUUGGGGGUCGACCAACGUCUAUUGUAUAGACGAUGUCGGGGCUCAAGAAAUCGACGACGGCAUCUCAAUUGAGAAGGUUACGAACGCACGUUCAGAGUUCUGGGUACAUGUCCAUGUGGCGAAUCCGACUGCAUUUUUUAACAAAUCGCACACACUGUCCAGCCUCGCUGCACAUAUGACUCAGACUGUGUACACACCGGAGCGGACGUUUCCUAUGCUACCACGGUGGGCUACCAACGAACACUUCAGUCUCCAGCGUAACCGUCCCGUCAUCACGUUCAGCUCCAGGGUCGAUCAUGAUGGGAAUGUGCUCGAAACGAACAUUUCGCAUGGAAUCAUCCGCAACCCAGUCUCGAUCACACCUUCGGAAUUGGCGUCGAGCCUAGGCGAGAACGCUGAGGGGGAAAGACAGAGACUUGUUGUUGGCGGCACAGUAGAGAUCAGUACCAAAUCGCGAGUAAGUCCGGCGAUCAACCCCGGUCAAGUCCAAGAAUUGCGGAAUCUCUACACCAUCGCCAGGGCGCUUUCGAAGAAGCGUCAAAAACGUGGCGGAAUAUCCAUGUUCAACAGCUCACCGAGCGUCCGUGUCUUUGAAAGCACACUGAAACCCGGUCUGACAUGGACUGCGCCAUCUCCGAAUGCUUCACGUUCCAUUAAAAGCGAUCCAAUCAUCGAAAUCACAAAGGCUGCACCAAAAGGAUUCCUUCGUUUCGAUAUGGACGCUACCAACAUAGUUGAGGAGAUCAUGAUCUUAGGAUGCUCGACAGCUGCGGCCUGGUGUGGGGAUCGAGGCAUACCAGUGAUGUUCAGAGGGUCGGUCGCUCCACCUAAUGUCAAUCGAGCAUCAUCAGAUGAAUUGAAACACGAUAUCAUGUCGAACUACCUGGAAAAACGUCGGAAUCCGCCCCUUCAUCUGACCACGCAAUACAUGGAGUCGUUGGGGAGAGCCAUUGCUCACACGUCCCCAUUGCCACACAGAGUCAUUGGAGUCCCCGGUUAUGUUCGAGUGACGAGUCCACUUCGACGCUUCAGUGACAUGAUAGCACACUGGCAGAUCGAAGCCGCUAUUCGCUACGAGUUCGAGACCGGCAGAAAAUUCAACGGUGCCGGACCAAGCUCCCCGGCUGGUAUUCUGCCAUUCAAUUUGCGUCAAAUUCAGGAGUCAAUCAUAACACUUUCGCCUCGAGAAAAACUUAUAGCCGCAACACAGAGGAAUGCUGUCAACCAUUGGGUUUCUCAGGCUUUCCUGCGCGCUUUGCACUACAACGAAGCUGACCUGCCUACUACAUUCAGAUGCUGGAUCAGAUUUGUCGAUUUGAGUGCCAACCGACGUUCAGUCAGGCCUAUGGCAGUAGGUCUUAUGCCCGAAUUUGGUCUGAGAGUGGCCAUUCGCGACAUUGACGAUGCCCGACUGGGUGACGAGUGGGAGGUCGCUCUCGACAGUGUGGACUUGUUCAAUGCUCGCAUCUACGUCAAGCCGGUUCGACUAAUGAAGAGGGAAGCAGACCACCUCGAACAGUGA